UCGGAUUCAAUGAGUUACUUCAUCCCAAUAUAGCUGGGCUUAAGCCCCCUCAAAACUACGGCUUUAAUCAAAAUGAAGCAAUUGAAAUACUAAAUACUUUGUUCCGUGAAGGAGAUUGGAGGCUAUUAAAUCAUAUAAGAAUAAUAAUUGGUAAUGAAAUUAUAACUACUAAUCAAAUUAUUCGAGACAAUGUAGACGAUUUUAAUUUUAAUAAAAAAAGACAAUACUUUACACAGCUGAUAAAGUGCAGAUAUACUGAAGUAUUAAAAAACUAUAAUACACAUAUAACUGCUGUAAUUCAAACAUGCAGAAAUGAAAAGACUAAUGGUAAUUUAAUGGCCUUUGUAGAUUGUACUAUUAAAUUUUUUGAAAUAGUUAAUGAUUCAAAAGACUUGUUAAAAAUUAUGUUGCUAGCUUUAAAUAAAUUAGAAGAUUCAAAUAUUUGGGAAGUGUUUUAUACUCCAUAUUCAUGUUUAACGCAAACCUAUAAUAUAUUACGUAAAUUUUCCUCCGAAAUUGAACGUCUUAAUUUUAGGAUAACUGAUUUUAUUAAUCUAUCUAUCAAUGAACUAGAAAUGAAAGUAUCUCAAUUCUUAUUUGAUUUUCAAAAUGCUCGAAUAAAUUUUACUCGAAGACUUAUGGACGAACGUAAUACUGUUCAUAAUUGUUGCUUGAUUGAAGGUGAACUUUUAAAUAAAAAUCAAUUAAUAGAUUCAUGGAAGAUUAUUGUAUCGUUAAAUAAUUAUAAAAACACACUUGAACGUCCAUUACGUUUGUAUGAAUACGCUUUGGAACGCUUUAUCGCGUUUUUUAAUGCUGCUAUUACAAGUGAAUACGACUGUUUAGGUUUCAAUAAAAUAACUAUUAGCAUUUAACAAAAAUUUUGUAAUUUUCUUUUAUUUUAUAAAAAUGAACUUUAUUAAACUUUUAAUCGCUUUUUUUUAAUAUUAUUAUUACAAAAUAUCUGUAGUAAUAUUUAAUUUAUAUUUGUAAUAAUUAUCAGGACUACGACUUUUGGAUAAAUAAAUUG
Daktulosphaira vitifoliae (grape phylloxera) is the source of this 1030-nucleotide messenger RNA. RefSeq lists its product as uncharacterized. The coding region runs from base 336 to 875 and encodes 179 amino acids. The record is from RefSeq and is a predicted model, not a curated record. The transcript has 2 exons. Lineage: Eukaryota; Metazoa; Arthropoda; Insecta; Hemiptera; Phylloxeridae.